This is a messenger RNA of Oppiella nova, 1925 nucleotides long. NCBI's taxonomy places the organism in Eukaryota, Metazoa, Arthropoda, Arachnida, Sarcoptiformes, Oppiidae. The record is from the annotation of a GenBank genome assembly.
AAACCGAGAAAGAAAUGAAAAAACUACUGCUUUUAAGUGCGAUCAGUUUAAUCGUCACAGGGAAUGCCUAUGCAGCGAAAGAAUUUUUAAAUGUAUCUUACGAUCCUACCCGUGAAUUUUAUCAAGAAUAUAACAAGAGUUUUGGUCAAUUUUGGAAAUCAAAAACAGGCCAAGAUAUUGAAUUUAAGCAGUCUCAUGGUGGUUCUGGUAAGCAAGCACGCUCAGUGGUAGAUGGUUUGCAAGCAGAUGUGGUGACACUGGCUUUGGCUAAUGAUAUUGAUGAAAUUGUCAAUGCGGGUCUGAUUGAAAAAGGCUGGCAAAAAGAAUUUCCGAAUAAUUCUGCACCCUACACAUCUACCGUUGUUUUUUUAGUACGUAAGGGCAAUCCCAAAGCAAUUAAAGAUUGGAAUGAUUUGGUAAAACCUGGGGUUGAAAUUAUCACACCAAACCCUAAAACAGGCGGUGCGCCGCGUUGGAUUUAUUUAUCAGCGUGGGGCUAUGCAUUAAAACAACCGGGUGGUAAUGAUGCAAAAGCGCGUGAAUUAGUCAAACAAAUAUAUAAAAAUGUCAAAGUGUUAGAUUCAGGCGCACGUGGCUCGCUCACAACAUUUGCGGAUCGUGGUAUUGGCGAUGUUUUGUUGUCUUGGGAAAAUGAAGCAAUUUUGGCGACGUCUGGUCCAGAUAAAGAUAAAUAUCAAAUUAUUUAUCCAUCCAUUUCAAUCCUAGCUGAGCCUUCAGUCGCAAUCGUCGAUAAAGUGGUUGAUAAAGAUGGUAAUCGUAAUUUAGCGAAAGGCUAUUUAAAUUAUCUUUAUUCACCUGGCAGGACUUGGCAGCAAAAUAUAAUUUCCGUCCGCUUUUUGGUGGUUGGGCAAAAGCGCAAAAAACCCAUUUUGCCAAUGGGGGAAUUUACGAUCAAUUUACCGCUGAAAACACUGAUGAGUGCUGUGGUUAUUGCGACGGGAUUAACUGUUGCAACGACAGCAAGUUAUGCUGCUGACCGUGAAUUUUUAAAUGUGUCUUAUGAUGCAACGCGUGAGUUUUAUGAUGAGUUUAAUAAAUCAUUUGGUGCUUACUGGAAAUCUCGUACAGGCAAGACUGUUGAUUUUAAACAAUCGCAUGGUGGUUCGGGAAAACAAGCGCGUGCCGUGGUUGAUGGCUUAAAAGGUGAUGUAGUGACCUUAGCUUUGGCCAAUGAUAUCAACGAAAUUGUGAAAUCAGGUCAAAUUAAUCCAGGUUGGGAAAAAGAAUUUCCAAAUAACUCAGCACCGUAUACGUCUACCGUUGUGUUUUUAGUACGCAAAGGCAAUCCCAAAGGUAUCAAGGAUUGGACAGAUUUGACCAAACCUGGUGUACAAAUCAUUACCCCUAAUCCUAAAACAGGCGGUUUACCACGCUGGAUCUAUCUCUCAGCUUGGGGCUAUGCACUUAAACAACCGGGUGGUAAUGAUGCUAAAGCACGUGAGUUUGUUUCUAAGAUGUACCAUAACGUAAAAGUUAUGGAUCCAGCUGCACGUGCAUCGAUGACCACAUUUGCUGAACGUGGGAUUGGUGAUGUUUUACUGACUUGGGAAAAUGAAGCCAUGGUGAGUAAGAAAGCAUCUGGCAAUAAAUUUGAUAUUGUCUAUCCAUCGAUGUCAAUUUUGACUGAACCGUCAGUGGCAAUUGUUGAUAAAACAGUAGAGAAGAAUGGCAAUAAAUGGUUAGCAACGGGUUAUAUUAACUAUUUGUAUUCUCCAAUAGGUCAAGAUAUGGCAGCACGUCAUUUCUAUCGCCCGCGCAAUGCAAAAAUCUUAGCUAAAUAUUCCAACCAAUUCCCUGUACUGAAAACAUUUACCAUUGAUGAAGUCUUUGGUGGUUGGGCAAAAGCACAGCAGACGCACUUUGCCAAUGGCGGUGUUUUCGAUCAGAUUUAUAAUAGCAAGCGC